AUGGGGCGGGCCGAGGCCGCCGCCAUGAUCCCAGGCCUGGCCCUUCUCUGGGCAGCAGGGCUGGGGGACGCUGCCCCUAACCUUCCACGCCUUCGGCUCUCCUUUCAAGAGUUACAGACCCAGCAUGGUGUCCGAACCUUCAGACUGGAGCGCACCUGCUGUUACGAAGCCCUACUGGUGGAUGAGGAGCGCGGACGCCUGUUUGUGGGUGCUGAGAACCAUGUGGCUUCCCUCAGCCUCGAUAACAUCAGCAAGCGAGCCAAGAAGCUGGCCUGGCCGGCCCCUGUGGAAUGGCGGGAAGAGUGCAACUGGGCAGGGAAGGACAUUGGUACGGAGUGCAUGAACUUUGUGAAGCUGCUGCACACCUAUAACCACACACACCUGCUGGCCUGUGGCACCGGGGCCUUUCACCCAACCUGUGCCUUUGUGGAAGUGGGCCACCGGCUGGAGGAACCCAUGCUCAGACUGGACCUGAAGAAACUUGAGGACGGCAAGGGAAAGAGCCCUUACGACCCGAGGCACCGCGCUGCCUCCGUGCUGGUGGGGGAAGAACUGUACUCAGGGGUGGCAGCAGACCUCAUGGGCCGGGACUUUACCAUCUUUCGCAGCCUGGGCCAGAAUCCGAGUCUCCGAACAGAACCCCAUGAUUCCCGCUGGCUCAAUGAACCCAAGUUUGUCAAGGUCUUUUGGAUCCCAGAGAGCGAGAACCCUGACGACGAUAAAAUCUAUUUCUUCUUCCGUGAGUCUGCGGUGGAAGCAGCACCCGCAAUGGGACGAAUGACUGUGUCCCGCGUUGGCCAGAUCUGCAGGAAUGACCUGGGUGGCCAGCGCAGCUUGGUCAACAAAUGGACCACAUUUCUGAAAGCGAGGCUUGUGUGCUCAGUACCUGGAGUUGAGGGUGAUACCCAUUUUGACCAACUUCGCCCUUUGCUUACAGAGGACGUGUUUCUUUUGACCUCCCGGGACCGCCAGACACCACUUCUCUAUGCCGUCUUCUCCACCUCCAGUGGCAUCUUCCAGGGCUCCGCUGUGUGCGUGUACAGCAUGAAUGACGUGCGCCGAGCCUUCUUGGGACCCUUUGCUCACAAGGAGGGGCCUACACAUCAGUGGGUGUCCUACCAAGGUCGUGUCCCCUACCCACGACCUGGCAUGUGCCCCAGCAAGACUUUUGGCACCUUCAGUUCCACCAAGGACUUCCCAGAUGAUGUUAUCCAGUUUGCACGGAACCACCCGCUCAUGUACAACCCAGUCCUGCCCGUUGGGGGACGCCCUCUCUUCCUCCAAGUGGGAGCUGGGUACACCUUCACCCAGAUCGCUGCAGACCGCGUAGCAGCUGCCGAUGGACACUACGAUGUUCUCUUCAUUGGUACAGAUGUGGGCACAGUGCUGAAAGUGAUCUCAGUCCCCAAGGGCAGCCGACCUAACUCCGAGGGACUUCUCCUGGAAGAGCUGCAGGUGUUCGAGGACUCUGCCACCAUCACCAGCAUGCAAAUCUCCUCUAAAAGGCACCAGCUCUACAUAGCAUCGCCGAGUGCGGUGGCCCAGAUUGCAUUGCAUCGCUGCACUGCCCUAGGCCGUGCCUGCGCAGAAUGCUGCCUGGCCCGUGACCCUUACUGUGCUUGGGAUGGAUCAGCCUGCACACGCUUCCAGCCUACUGCCAAGAGGCGGUUCCGGAGGCAAGACAUAAGGAAUGGUGACCCUAGCACCCUGUGCUCUGGGGACUCCUCUCACCCUGCGCUGUUGGAGCGGAAGGUCUUAGGCGUGGAGAACGGCAGUGCCUUUCUGGAGUGUGAGCCCCGCUCGCUACAGGCACAUGUGGAGUGGACCUUCCAUCGUGCAGGGGAGGUGGCUCACACCCAGGUGCUGGCUGAGGAGCGACUUGAGCGGACAGCCAGGGGGUUGCUGCUGCGUAGGCUGAGGCGCCAGGACUCCGGCGUGUAUCUGUGCGUGGCGGUCGAACAAGGCUUUUCACGGCCACUGUGUCGCCUGGUGCUGCACGUGCUGAGUGCGGUGCAGGCCGAAAGACUGGCACGGGCUGAGGAGGCAGCAGCCCCUGCACCCCCAGGCCCUAAACUCUGGUACCGAGACUUCCUGCAGCUGGUGGAGCCAGGCGGCGGUGGAGGGGCUAACUCCCUGCGAAUGUGCCGCCCACAGCCAGGGCCCCGCCCGCAGCCUGGACCCCACUCUGUGGCAGCAGAGUCACGUCGGAAGGGUCGCAACAGGCGGAUGCAUGCCUCUGAGCUGCGCGCUGAGCGUGGGCCACGUAGUGCAGCACACUGGUGACUGGGCUGUCCCCACACCAGGGACCAGGCUGGAUAUGGCACUCAGAAGAGGGUCAAACGCCAGAAAGACAUAAGCGUUGUGGCUGGGGCACACUGAGGUCCUUGGGCCAAUAGAGAGACACCUAACUCAUAAUACAUAGGCCCUGGCCAAAGGGUAGCUGAGCCAGCUAAGUUGUUAACAAGAUAACCCGCGAAUGUAGCCUCAGAAGAGUAGUUCAGGCUUAAUUCAGGUUCUAGCCUGCAGGGAGGGGACAGAGAAGUGGGGCUCCACAGUAGACCAGGGCCAGAGAGCUGUCUUGAGUGCCUGCCCUGGGGGAAGCAUUCUUUCUUGGGCAGUGAGCAGAAAGCUAUGAACAGAUUAGACUGUUGGGUUCCAGGUGAGGCAGCCAACU
Messenger RNA from Arvicola amphibius (Eurasian water vole), 2674 nucleotides. It is a transcript of the gene Sema3b, whose product is annotated as semaphorin 3B. Bases 1 to 2283 code for a protein of 760 amino acids. The record is from RefSeq and is a predicted model, not a curated record. Gene Ontology annotation, biological process: axon guidance; neural crest cell migration; negative regulation of axon extension involved in axon guidance. The transcript is spliced from 17 exons. Gene Ontology annotation, molecular function: semaphorin receptor binding; chemorepellent activity. Lineage: Eukaryota; Metazoa; Chordata; Mammalia; Rodentia; Cricetidae.